Molecule: messenger RNA, 1890 nt
Organism: Rhodotorula toruloides NP11
Lineage: Eukaryota; Fungi; Basidiomycota; Microbotryomycetes; Sporidiobolales; Sporidiobolaceae
Exons: 10
Coding region: 1-1890 (629 amino acids)
Molecular function (GO): protein binding
Source: RefSeq, a predicted model, not a curated record
AUGCCGCCUACGACUCGCCGCGCAUCCGCUGCACAGAACGCUUCUACGACUGCUGACGACGCUCAGCCCGCCUCCGAUGGCGUGAGGAGGGCGGAGGAAGGAGGGGGAGAUGACGGUGGGAAGAAGCGCAAGACGAGCAGCCGGAACGAGGAGGGCGAGGCGGAUGAGGUUGGGACGAGAAGGGACUUCUUCUCGACCUUGCCGCUAGACUUGUUCUACCAGAUUUGCGGACAGCUCCACCCCGGAACCCUUCUCGCCAUCGCGCAGACGAGCAAGUCGAUCCGCUCGACGCUGUUCCGCAAGUCUGCCGCACCUGUUUGGCGCGCCGCAAGGCGGAGUGCAGGCUUGGACGCCCUCUCUGGAAAAUUGGACGAGCCGACGUAUGCGUACCUGCUCUACGGAAAGGCUUGCCAGGUCUGCGGCACCACGAAGCGCGAGACGGCUGCAGACUUCGACCUCCAAGUACGCGCCUGCGCCAAGUGCUUCGAGAGGAACAUCUGCCUCGCCACAAGUCUCGAAGAGUCGAUCGACAAGCUUCACCCGCUCACCUUCCAGUGCUGCCUCUCGACGCCAUUCUCGCACAAGGGCAAACGCAGCGUCUCUCGCAAGCCGUUCUACUGGAAACCCGAAGUCGUCGCGACGUCUGCCCUCCUUCGCGAGAUCGACCCGGUCGCCGCGAGGACCGACCGCAGGAAGGCGCACCCAUCGCGGGCCGCGCUCGACCUGAAGCGCGACUUCGACGACUAUGCAGGCCCUGUUGAAGCCGACUCGUGGGCGUUUCCGGACUGCGUCGCCCGCGUGGAGGAGCAGAGGCUGCAAGAGGAGAAGGAGAGGCCGAUCCUGCGUUUCAAGCAGAUCCAGAUCAGGCUGAUGAAUGCUGGUUUCGACAAGGUGGACACGCUUGCAGUACCGCUUUCGGUCAAGAACAGCUUGCAACCCGUCGAUGAAGACUACUGGGCGCUGGUCAAGGACGACGUCAUCAAGGCCGUCCAGGAAGCGCGCGACGAGCGCAUGGAGAAGGGGAGGAGGGUGCGCAAGGCCGAGCUGCUCAUGAUCUACGAGGAUCUCUAUCAGGCGACUCCGACUGCUGAGCAGCACUUCUUCCCGAGCAUGCAUGCGUACCUCGGCCUUUCCUCCGUCAAGCCUCUCUUGAACCUCGAAGACGGGCACCCCUCAAGCUGCUACGCCCGCUUGCCAGUCAUCCGCCUCGACGUUCAGCACAGGGUCCGGAUCGACAAGAUCCGUUACUUCGAUCAGCUCGCGCGCGUCCUCCUCUCCGUCGGCAUCGCGUUGCCGUCCAGCGUUGUGGGCGUCCUCGAGGCGGAGCGCUCGCCGCUCCUCGACGAGGAAGACGGUUCCCAAAGCGUUGCGCCUCUGCACGACAGGCUUACCGACUCGCAGCUCGCCGUCGUCCUCGACAACGCCCUCGCUCUGCUCACCUGCAGCUCAUGCGGGGAGACCCGCCACGUCAAGGAUACUGGCUCUCAUUUCUUCUUCGUUCACUACCACCUACGGAGGAGAAGCAAUGGGGAGGGCGCCGAGACUGAGGCGAUUUUCCAGCCGGCGGCCUCUACCUAUCUCCAGCUCCUGCACGACGCAAUUACCGAGGCGGGCGUCGACGCAAACGAUGCGACGACUGCAGACUUGGAGGGGCUUGACAAGCACUUUGAGGUGCAACUGAAGUCCGGCAGUUCAAUCACGGUAGACUGGAGGGAUCUGGCGUCGGGUUGCUAUGUGACAGGAGCUCCCUGGUGGAGGGGCCGAACGACGUACGAUCUCGUCGAGGAGGCGACUUCGAUCACCUACAAGGCUCCGUCCCCCUCGCCCGCUCCACAAGACUCGCCGGCCAUCCCGACGUCGGCCAGCACGAGCGGCGGAACGACCGGCUGA